AUGCCGACUCUUGACUCUACUGUGCAGUCGCCAUCUUCAAGAUAUAAGACUGAAACGCCCGUAGCCUAUGAGAAUGAACCAACAAGACUAGAUACCUUGGACAUGCUCCUCAACCUGCCAGCUGAACAACUUUCCACCGUCUUCUCCUUCUGCGACCCCAGGUCUCUGGUAGCGUUGAGUCUUGUAUCUCCGUACCUGAGAGCAGCAGUCCAGUCGAAUGCCAUGCUUUACAAGGCAGCGUUUGAGGAGGUCUUCUUUGCCCAGACGAAAGAAAGGUCUGCAGAGUACAAACCCACAAUUGAGCAACAACUGACUUUCGUUGCUUCUCUGGGAGACAAGGUCGAUGUCGAAGCUGCGAUAGAAGAGUUGAGGGCGGAAAAUGAUUUAGAGUCGAUUCUUCCGCCCUUCAGCGAUCAUUACGAGGUUCAUAGCAACGCUUUGCUUGCGCCAGAGACCCAAUUAGACAACUCCCUGUGCAAUUUCACCAACCCAGCGACGCUUGACGGCGAUACCAUCACCUGGCUAGUGACGGAGGAGAAUUGGAUAACGGUCUAUGCCUUGAGUUUGAGAGAUGGGAUUUUGAGAGUCAAGGGAAGGAGAAGCCUGGAUCAGAAGACCGAAGCUGGUGGAACUGCAGUCAACAACACGGAACGGCAGGUUCAAAUGGUGAGGUCGCUGUUGGGUGUUCAGUCUAUGACAAGUGAUACGGAGAUUUAUCAGGAGGAAUUGUGGUUGAAAAAAGUGAACGCAACAGUUUUAAAUGAUGCGGAGGCUUGUGAUUCUGGAUCGAGACACGCCAUCUCGUGGAUCAUGUUGCCAAUUGGAUAUUCUCUCCCUCCUAUUGGUGUUCAACGACUUCAGAUCCAAGUCAAUUCCCGCUACAGCUAUUGUAGAUUGGAUUCGGAAACACAUUCAGCGUGGUUUCUCCUUGAUUGGGAACGGGCCAAAUCGUUUCUACUGUUCCAGACAAAGCUCAUGAGUGACCAGAUAGCUCUUCAUGUCUGUCAGUACACUGGAUGUGUGUUUUUCACCUCCAGAUCGAGUCUGAGAGUUGUGAAGCUGUUUCCACGAGUUUCGAAUCGUCAAGUCGCGUGGUACCAUGUUGCCCAGACAAAUAACUUACCCAAGUCGUAUCUAUCAGACAAGUAUGGAGUUGUGGUGAAGGAGGGAAGCGAAAGGACUUAUCUAAAGCACAAGGGGAGCAUUCUACUGGUUGGUAGACACGAGGGAAAGACUCAAUGUUGGAAAUAUAGUCGUCCCUUCCUCACCAAGCUCGACCAGUUCGUCAGGAGACAUUUCGUGUCGUGGAAGAACCAGUGUGAGGACUGUCAGGAGUGGAAGCGGUGGAAGAGAGACUUGAGCGGCUAUUUCUAUCCGAUAAAGAAGAGGAGGAGAGAUUGA
Messenger RNA from Yarrowia lipolytica CLIB122, 1401 nucleotides. NCBI's taxonomy places the organism in Eukaryota, Fungi, Ascomycota, Dipodascomycetes, Dipodascales. The record is from RefSeq and is a predicted model, not a curated record.